Diaporthe amygdali is the source of this 942-nucleotide messenger RNA. Its product is annotated as 5 3nucleotidase. The record is from RefSeq and is a predicted model, not a curated record. NCBI's taxonomy places the organism in Eukaryota, Fungi, Ascomycota, Sordariomycetes, Diaporthales, Diaporthaceae. The transcript is spliced from 2 exons. Gene Ontology annotation, molecular function: nucleotidase activity. Bases 1 to 942 code for a protein of 313 amino acids.
AUGGGUGUCCGAUCCUUUGUCAAGCGUUCUGCCCUGCUCGCACUCGCGGCAGGUGGCAGCCACGGCAUUCGCAUUAUUCAGUCUAAUGACGACGGCUGGGCCGAGCUGAACAUUCGCGAGUUCCACAGCAGGCUCAUUGAAGCGGGUCAUGAUGCCGUUGUCUCGGCUCCGGCUGAGAACAUGUCCGGCUCCAGCGACGAGGACCCAAAGCCUCGCACCGAGGCCUGCGAGUACAACAGCUGCCCAGCCGGCACCAACGAGACGUUCGGCAGCAACGCGACGGACCCGACGCUCAACUGGGUCAACUCGUUCCCCGCGACGUCGAUGCGGCUCGGGCUGAGCACGAUCGGCCCGGGCGUGUGGGGCGAGGGCCAGGAGGCCCAGCUGGCCAUCACGGGGCCCAACGUGGGCUCGAACCUGUUCGCGCAGGUGCCCUUCUCGGGGACCAUCGGCUCCGCCUGCUACGCGGCACACGAGGCCGGCGUCCCCGCCAUCGCCUUCAGCGGCCUCAGCGACUCGAACCUUGGUCUGCUGGGCGGCAACGCCGCGUGGAACACGACCGAGCCGCCAGCCAGCGCCGGCGUCUUCGCGGAGUUGGCCCUCAACCUCACCUCGCGGAUUAUUGACUCCGGCGCGCCCUACCUGCCCAACGACACGUACCUCAACGUCAACAUGGCGGCGCCGCUGGGAGCCUGCGCCGAUGCCAGCGCGUACAAGUGGGUGCUGACGCGCAUCGACCCUAGCGUGCCGCUGCUGUCGUCUGCGGACGUGCAGCGGUGUGGGCAGGACACGCUGCCACAGGAGACCAAGGUCGUGCAUACGGACGGGUGCUAUGUCAGUGUUAGUGUUGGUGACUGCAGCGACAAGACGACUGCGACGGCGGAUGUGCAGCAGGCUGUUGUUGACAAGAUCGGAGACAUGUUGACCUGCUUCUCUUCGUAG